UGCAAGGCGAUGGAGAUCGUACGAUCCCAGAGGAAACCGGCUGAUGCCGCCGUUGUGCCGGCCCUCUCUCUCUACCGCUCCGCUCCGGCACUCGAGGUUCGGCUGGAAGAUUUCGAGCUCUACGCCAUAGAUCGCCUUCGUGUCCUGCAGGGGAUUUCGGAUGGCUUGUCCCGUGGGAAAAAGCCCGACGAGAUGGAGAAAUUGGUUAGUGAACUUUGGAGGGCACAUAUGAGGCUUCAAGAUCCAUCGGAGGAGAUGAACAAAGACAUUGUAUCACACUUUGUGCUUCGUCUCGUGUACUGUAGAACGGAGGAUUUGAGGAAAUGGUUUCUUUCCAUGGAGACUUCUCUUUUUCGUUACCGUUUCCGGCUUGAAAGCCCUGAAUCGCAGAGGUUGCUCAUGUCUGAGUUUCAGCUACCCUAUAAAGCAAUAAGUCAUGCAGAAUUUGAGACUGUGAAGGAUAAGUUAAAUCAAGUUGCACGUUCCACUGGUCCAUCCUCAAAUGCUGAAACCCUCUUCUUCAAGGUACCUUUUGAAGAAGUUCCAGAACUUGUUGCUGGUCGUAGGGUAUUCAUGCUUAAAGGUUUUGCUUAUGUUGCCAUGAAUCAGGUCGUGUCACUUGUUGCUACUCAAUUCCGGAGCAAUCUCUCCAAGGCCCUUGUCCUAACCAACAGAAAAUGGACCUCUACCAUCAGAGACAAAGAGAAGAACAGGUUGACUCCUAUUGUUGAAGCUCUCAGCACAGGUUACCUAGGGCCUGACUACUCUCAGCCAAAAGAAUUUUCUGAGAUAUCUUUGAAGGACAUUGACCAGUUAGCUAGCAGUUCUUUUCCUCUUUGUAUGCGCCAUUUGUUUGAUAAGUUAAGAGAAAAUCACCAUUUAAAACAUGGAGGAAGAAUGCAACUUGGCCUUUUCCUUAAGGCUGUAGGCUUAAAAUUGGAAGAUGCUCUUGCAUUCUGGAAAUCAGAGUUUUCUCAGAAGGUUGGUGCUGAGAGAUUUGACAAGGAAUAUUCAUACAGCAUACGCCACAACUAUGGAAAAGAAGGAAAAAGAACUGAUUAUACACCUUAUGCCUGUCACAAAAUUAUUUCUUCAACUCCUAGUGUUGGUGAUCACCAUGGUUGUCCUUACCGGCAUUUCAGCGAGGAAAACUUGAGGGCUGCUCUUGGUAAAAUGGGGGUUGGUGGACGUUCAUUAGAUGAUAUAUUGGAUAAAGUACGGAGCCGGCAUUAUCAGGUAGCUUGUACAUUGACCUUUGAGGCUGUCCAUGCUGCCUCAUGUGAUAGUGGGAUAAACCACCCCAAUCAGUACUUCGAAGCAAGCCAAAAGACUUUACAAACCACGAGGCAAGCCACGAGCUGACUUACCCAAAAUUUUUCAGUGAAAGGUUUUACUGCAAGAUUUUACACCUCCACUGGAUGCAGAGUAGGUCAAGACCAACUUACUUUCCCAUCACAUGGGUGGUGGCUCCCCCUUCCUACCAAUGUGUGAUGAUGAUCAGAACAAUAUGGAGAUUUAUGAAUCCGUGCUACAUUGAGCUUGUCAUUUCCGCUGUCCUACUAGACUGAUCUUGUGGUUUCAUGAUGAAAUAUAAGUUACUUCUCCAUGUUAAUAUGGCAGUUCUUGGUUUUGAAAUUUUAUGACAUGUUGGCCAUUUUGUUGUAA
Molecule: messenger RNA, 1665 nt
Organism: Musa acuminata subsp. malaccensis (wild Malaysian banana)
Lineage: Eukaryota; Viridiplantae; Streptophyta; Magnoliopsida; Zingiberales; Musaceae
Source: RefSeq, a predicted model, not a curated record